AUGUUCAAUAGUCAAAAGCCCAAAAAGCCCGUUGCUGGCAACAAAGGCCCAGCGGCUCCCGCACAACGCCCUCCGUCCGGACGUCCCCCAGCUGGCCGACCUGUCCAACCCGCCCAGAGACCUGCUCAAACUGCCCAACGACCUCAGCCCGCUCAACGACAGUCACAGCCUGCCCAGAGGCCUGCCCAGCGGCCUGCUCAACGCCCAGCUGGCUAUCAACCAGUGACUGCUCCGAGACCAGUUGCAGGUGCUCCUGUUGUCGGAAGACAACCUGCUCCGAAUCAUGGAAUGCAGAUGACCCAAAUGAAGAAACCACAGCAAGCUUCCCGCCCUCCAAACAAGAAACCAGCUCCUGUUCAAGGGCAUAAAGUUGGGCCACUGAAGGGUCAUGCUCCGCAAGGUGGUGGCCGGCCAGUCCAAGGCUACCAUCCCGGCCAUCCCCAGCAUGCUUACCCCCAACAAACCCACAAGAAGAGUUCGUCAAACAUGAAGUAUGCAGCUGGAGGUGCUGCCGCCGGUGCGGCUGGUGCAGGAGCAGCCGUGUACUUCCUGAAUAACGACUCGAACGAGCCCACCUACGUGAUCAACAACUACGACAACAGUCAGGGCACAGAGAACAUCACCUAUACUGAGUACAACCAAUCUCAGUAUAACCAAUACGAAGGUGAUUACAUAGACAAUGGAGACUAUCGGUAUGAUAGCGAUGGUGAUCGCCAAUACUCUCCAAACAGUCCGGAUGACGAUAAUCGCUACUACGAUAAUGAUCACGACCAGCACGCUAAUGACACAAACUACGGUAACCAAUAUGACAGUGAUCAAGUGGAUACAUCCCAAGUGAUCAGCAAGACUAUGGCAAUGGAAACAACAAUGGUAAUGAUGGCAACGAUGACUGUUGUAGCUGCGACAGUUGCUGCGAAUGCGACAAUUGCUGCGAAUGUGAUAACUGUUGCGACUGCGAUGGCUGUUGUGGAUGCUGCGGUGAUGACAAUGGCAAGGACGGUGGCGGUGGAUGCGUCGUAA
Fusarium musae is the source of this 1020-nucleotide messenger RNA. RefSeq lists its product as uncharacterized. The coding region runs from base 1 to 1020 and encodes 339 amino acids. The transcript is spliced from 3 exons. The record is from RefSeq and is a predicted model, not a curated record. NCBI's taxonomy places the organism in Eukaryota, Fungi, Ascomycota, Sordariomycetes, Hypocreales, Nectriaceae.